CCACAUUGUCAAUGCUCCUGAAUAUCCGAUAAAUUUGCCUGAAAUUUAAACUGCAAUGAUUUUUGUAACGCUCUAACCAAUUUAAAGGUCACUUUACGUUCAGAAUUUUGAAAUGUCCACAAUAAAAUGAAAAAAAAUAAAGUAUUGUUUAUGUAUCUAACUUCAAUGUAUUUUGUUUUCCAAAAAAAAGAUAACGUCACACGUCAGUUACGUUUAGUCUGUCAAUUUCAAUUAUUAAUUAAUUAUUAUGGGUGUAAUUGAAAUUGUAUCCCGAUAGUGGAAUGGAAAUAAAAACCUUUAUGGGACUGCCAAAUUAGAAGAGUUCUGACUGUUUGAUCUUAGUAUAGGUAUCUUCUGUGUUGUAAAAGAUUGUGAUUUUAUGUGCCACCUCAGCUCAUAGUGUGAAUGCCAACAAAUGAGAAGAACUGAAUUGUAAACAUUUAAUAUUCGUAAUUUAUCAAUGAAACAUGGCAUUUGAAAGUUCGAGUGCCACCGAUAUGUCCCAUGCGUUCCUCGAAAGCCUACAAAAUGACUUUAAAAACCUAUCAGUCGAGACCAAAAAGAAGUAUCCGCAAAUUAAAGAGUCGUGCGAGGAAGCCAUCAUUAAGUUGCGAAGUUCAGGACCAAACGCACAGAGCUCUUUGUAUUACAUCAUCAAUCAAGUAAUGUACCCCUUGGUACAGGGUUGUGAAUCGAAAGAUAUCAAACUUAUUAAGUGUUGUCUCCCUAUUAUACAAAAACUUAUAACUCAACAAGUGGUAGAUCAAAAAGGUGCAAGAUACAUAACGGAUACAUUGUGGAGUUUAAUGGAGUCCGGAAUCGAGGAGGUAAAAGUUCUGCAAUCGGUAACCCUACUGCUUACAACGAAUACAAUCGUACAUGGGGAGACUUUAGCAAGGACGUUGGUGCUAUGUUUUCGGCUACACUUUACUAAAAAUUCGACUACAAUAAAUACAGCCGGCGCAACCGUACGCCAAUUAGUCAAUCUCGUUUUCGAAAGAGUGGUGGCUGAAGAUGAACAAAUAUGCGAGCUAGAGGGCCAUCCUUUACCUCGACAAGUCAAUUUGGAAGAUCUGAAGACGCCCAGCGGUGUCGCGCCAAAGGGAUUACCACCGUGCGCCUCCGACGCCUAUCUACUAUUCCAAGACUUAGUGCAAUUAGUCAACGCCGAUCAGCCAUAUUGGCUAAUUGGCAUGACCGAAAUGACGAGGACUUUCGGUUUAGAACUGCUCGAGUCCGUACUGACACAAUUUUCCAUUGUUUUCUUCAAGAAUGCCGAAUUCAGCUUCCUACUCAAAGAGCGCGUCUGCGCGUUAGUAAUUAAGUUAUUUUCUCCCAACAUUAAAUAUCGCAAUUCCAUUCCCGCAAGCAUACAGCAAGCGACACCUUUCGACAAACCGUACUUUCCCAUUAGUAUGCGACUACUUCGAGUCGUUUCAAUUUUAAUACAAAAAUAUCACAGUUUAUUGGUAACUGAAUGCGAAAUAUUUCUUUCAUUAAUCGUGAAAUUCCUAGAUCCUGAUAAACCAACGUGGCAACGAUCGUUGGCGCUCGAGGUUUUACAUAAAAUGACCAUACAACCCGAACUGUUAAACUCGUUUUGUGAAUGUUACGAUCUUAAGAAACAUACGACUAGCAUUUUUCAGGAUAUUGUAAACUCGUUAGGCGCAUAUGUUCAGUCACUAUUCGUGAAUCCUCAGCUGCAGUGUGCGUCGACAAUUCCAGUAACGCAAGGUCAGCCACCUGUUUUUCUGAGCGGGGGAAUACCUUCAGGUCCAGGCGUUUCUCCACAACCCGGUUUCUUUUCCAGAGGAGUCUGGUUGCCAGUUGUGAUUACUUUUCCUACCGGUACAGCCAAAUCAACAUAUUUGGAAGUGUUAGAUAAAAUAGAACCGCCACUAAUACCCGACGGCUACGGAAUAUCAAUCGCAUAUGCUUGCUUAUUAGAAAUCAUUCGUUCCCUUCAUAUAACGAUUGUCCCACAACAGACAACCGACGGGCAAACCGUGACAUUCGUAUCGAACGAAAAGGAUAAGGAUCUACACUGUCAGCUAAUCAACUCGAGUUGGUGCGGACUAGUGGCGGCGUUAAGUCCCCUAAUUGAAGCUAGCACCGACGAAUCGAUCACGGAGAAUGUUUUGAAAGCUGUGCAAACGUACGCGUCGCUUUGCGGUAUGCUCGACUUGCAAAUACCGAGAGACGCGUUCAUUACCGCCAUCUGUAAAUCUUCACUUCCUCCACACUAUGCUUUAACAAUAUUAAACGCAGUCACGCCAGGAAUGAAUUUAAGAAUACAACGAAGUGACAGUCAAGAUGUUCAUUCGCAGUAUAUUGCUCCUUAUGGUGAAUCAGAUUACCGACAACAGGUUGUGGCUGUAGGUACUCCUCUACCAACAUCUUCUUUGCCUGUUGGUACACAGCAAGGUCCGGUCAUGCUGACCGCUAAAAACCUCCAGUCGAUGAGAGCCCUUUUAAAUCUGGCACAUUGUCACGGAAGCAUUCUGGGAACGUCAUGGCACUUAGUGUUGACCACCCUACAACAUCUAGUAUGGAUCUUAGGACUUAAACCGUCGACAGGGGGCAGUUUGAAAGCGGGCCGGACAACAGCAGAUUCGAACGCAGUAAUAACGACCGCGGUCAUGGCAGAUUUGCCGGUUCUUUCGACCAUGCUGAGUAGGUUGUUUGAGUCGAGUCAGUAUUUAGAUGAUGUAGCUCUGCAUCAUUUAAUAAACGCACUCUGUAAAUUAUCCCAGGAGGCCAUGGAGCUGGCAUAUUCGAAUCGAGAACCAUCACUAUUUGCUGUCGCUAAGCUUUUGGAAACGGGCCUGGUCAACAUGUCACGUAUCGAAGUGCUGUGGCGCCCCCUCACCAACCAUUUGCUAGAAGUCUGCCACCAUCCGCACAUUAGAAUGCGAGAGUGGGGCGUUGAAGCAAUUACGUACCUAGUCAAGUCCGCUUUGCAGUAUAAGUACCCUGUACCCUUGAGAGAGAAUCAAAAGUUGCAAACUUUACUUUUGGGACCAUUAGCAGAACUGUCGACUGUUCCUCAUGGCGAUGUAAGGCAGCGCCAAUUGGAGUGCGUCUUACAGAUCUUACAUGGAGCUGGUGAGACGUUAUCGCAUGGCUGGCCGUUAGUCUUGGGAAUAAUUGGAGCUGUAUCAGAUCAUCAUGGUGAAAAUUUGAUACGAAUAGCAUUUCAAUGCCUUCAAUUGGUUAUUACCGACUUUCUAUUGGUGAUGCCUUGGAGAUGUUUGCCGAUAUGUGUCGAUACUGUCGCAAAAUUCGGUUCUCAAACACAAGAACUGAACAUUUCACUGACUGCUGUGGGCCUAAUGUGGAACAUUUCCGAUUACUUCCACCAAAAUCAAGCGAAGCUAACCCAAAAUCUAAGCGAAGACGCGUCAGUCUUACCCGACUUUCCUGGCACCCUCAAUAUGCCCAGCUUUGAUAAGUUGUGGAUGUGUCUGUACGCGAGGUUGGGCGAUUUGUGUGUCGAUCCACGUCCGGCCGUAAGAAAGUCGGCCGGACAGACUCUGUUCUCGACCAUAUCGGCACACGGAAGCCUUCUGAAACAAUCGACAUGGCAAGCGGUUUUGUGGCAGGUGCUGUUUCCGUUGUUGGAUAAAGUGAGAAGUCUGUCAAGUGCUGCGAGUAGCGAGAAAGUUGAUACAGGAGGCAACAUUCUAAUUCACCACACAAGAAAUACGGCGCAAAAGCAAUGGGCCGAAACGCAAGUGCUAACCUUAUCCGGUGUGGCGAGGGUGUUUAACACGAAACGUCAGCUACUGCAGUCGUUGGGCGAUUUUCCAAGGGCUUGGUCGCUACUGUUAGAAUUCAUAGAAAACGCGGCGCUUAGCAAGAAUAACGAAGUCUCCUUUUCCGCCUUAAAGUCGUUUCAAGAAAUUUUAUACCUCAAUAAAACGCAGAGCACGGAUAAUAAGAGCACUUCGAAUGAGGAAGUCGAUAUAUGGGCGAUUGCCUGGAAGGUGUGGAUCAAAAUUGGGACUGAAGUCACCGUUCCUAUAGUAGAAAGCGAACUAAUGGACGAUUUUUAUUUACCUAGUCAAGCAUUUUUAACUGCUCUCAUACAAAUUUUCCCAAACGUUUUUCAACAUGUGAAAAGCAAUUUUAGUUUAGAAGACUUGCAGCAGUUAUGUGUUGUACUGACAAAUUCUGUCACGGUUCCCGUACACGGCGAAAGCACAACUUAUAUUCUACCUACAUCAGUCGAUGUUAGUCUAACACCUCUGCAUGACGGAAUACUACACGCAAUGGAACUUUUACAAAAAGAAGCCGUGCUUCGGACUAACAGCAAAAUGAUACCCGAAAUUUUUAAACAAUUACUAAUAUUCGGAAAAUUCACCUGUAACCCACCGAACUUCUUAAAGUACGACCUAAAGCAAGUAAAUAAAGUGGCAGCCGAAUGGAUCAGCAUGAACUACAUACCUUUCGGCGAAAAGGCAAUCAACAUGGCUGUGAAGUUGUACGAGAGAACUGCCGAAAAUGCCGAUGUGAUAAAUGCUAACGUACUGCACGAUAUUAUUGUUGCACUACACACCCCCUUAUCGUUAAAAUACAAUUGCGUGUCGAGCACCACCUGGAAAUUAGCGGCGAGUAGUUUAAUUAUAGUUCUAAAGGUUGGAUUGCCUGUUGCAAGAAAUCAUAGCAACCAGUUCGCUUCGAUGUGGAAUCAACUCCUGAUUACUCUCAACGAAUUUUUAUUUCCUAAAACGUGCGCACCGUCGGAUCGGGGGCUAGACGAGUUAGUUGCCGACGAGGCGACAGACUGUCAAUUGAUCGAAUUACUACGAACCGAAGUACUUCCAUUUUCCGCCAAUAUACCGCGACAAUUCAUUUUAAAAGUUGUCGUCCUUUUGAAUAGAGGCUCGAUUCAUUCGGCGACCAAUUCGAAUGUAGACUGUGAGACUGAACUAACACUACGCGAAGAGUUCGCGAAAAUAUGCUUUGAAACCUUAUUACAAUUUUCAUUAAUCGACGGCGAUAACGACAGUAUGGUUAUUAGUGACGAAAAGGAGGGAGUCGCCGGUAAAUUGGCGGUAACCGCGCUUCUGCACCGAUUUCAAGAGGUUCUGAAGAAAUAUAUUGAUGACGAAAAACACAGCGGGAAAUGUCCGUUGCCAAGAUAUCGUCUUUCCGAGGUUUCGUUUGUGUUGAAAGCAGUUACAACUCUAGUUAUUUCUAUGAAAAAAGCAUCUGUUGGGAAAGAAGACGUUCACGCGUGGGAACAACUCAUCGGCUUAUAUCCCUAUCUUGUAGAAUGUACAACCACCAGUUCUUCGCAGGUAUCCAGACCGUUACGUGAAGCCCUUUUACAAUUCUGUGAUUUACUACAGCCACCUCACCCUAAAAGUUCGCUGCAUAGGAAUGGCGUAUAAGAAAUGUUAACCGAUUGUUUUGAAUUCUUUGUGCGGGCAACGAACAUUAUGGUUCCUCCCUAUAUUACGACACUUACUGUAAAUAUUUUCGUGGUCCUUUUGAAUUGUGUCAGAUGUUCAAAUUAAAAUAAGGGUACCUUUUUUUUAUUUUUAGAGAAGCAAUAUUUAAUAGUUAUACGUGCUACCAAAUGAAUAAGAUGUAAGGCGCUAUCUACUGACAAUCUUAAAGGUGUAGACCUGGUGGGGCGUUUAGGCAAAUGCAUCUAGCAUUUAUUUCCAUUCAUUCUGUAUAUAGUAGUACAUUUUCCAAAAACCGCAUAUAUUGGACCACUUUUAACUAAAACCUGCGCUAUCACCAUUUACUAUGUUUAAUAAUAAGCAUUUAAGAUAAGCAUAAUUAUAACUAUAGUUAGGCAUCAUUCCAUAGCGGUCUGUAACCAAUCAAUUUAUGUAGUCAUACUGUAAUAAUCUUUUAAAUGACAAUAGCGCAUUAUUAGGAUGGUAUCGUGAGUUCUCAAUAUGAAAUGAAUGAUAGUUGCUUUAUAAACUGCCCUUACCAGAUUUAUAUAACCAAAAAUGCAAACCAUCAGUAUUACAACUUUGUUUGUGCCAUAAUUGAUUCAGGGUGUAAUUUUUUAAUUCUCUAAA
Messenger RNA from Photinus pyralis (common eastern firefly), 6044 nucleotides. RefSeq names its product protein MON2 homolog (gene mon2). The record is from RefSeq and is a predicted model, not a curated record. Lineage: Eukaryota; Metazoa; Arthropoda; Insecta; Coleoptera; Lampyridae. Bases 468 to 5396 code for a protein of 1642 amino acids. The transcript is spliced from 17 exons.